AUGCGGACCGUGACCGGCUGGAGAGUCUGCAUCGAUUACCGGCGCCUGAACGACGCCACCAGGAAAGAUCAUUUUCCCCUACCUUUCAUUGAUCAGAUGCUGGAGAGGUUGGCUGGUCAUGAGUUUUAUUGCUUCCUGGAUGGCAUGUCUGGCUAUUUCCAGAUUCCUAUUGCACCAAAGGAUGAGGCGAAGACCACAUUCACUUGCCCCUUCGGCACUUUUGCUUACCGGAGGAUUCCAUUCGGGCUGUGUAAUGCACCGGCGACCUUCCACAGAUGCAUGAUGGCGAUCUUCGACCGACUGGUUGGGGAGAUUAUGGAAGUCUUCAUGGAUGACUUCUUGGUUUAUGGAGUCUCCUUCACUCAUUGUCUCCAUAACCUGGAACUCGUUCUGAAGAGGUGCGAGGAGACUAAUCUGGCACUCAGCUGGGAGAAGUGCCAUUUUAUCGUCCGUGAGGGGAUUGUGCUCGGGCACAAGAUCUCCAAGCAGGGGAUUGAGGUGGAUCGCGUGAAGAUUGAGAUGAUCAGUAAGCUACCUCCUCCCGUUUCUGUGAAGGGGAUUCGCUGCUUUCUGGGUCAUGCAGGCUUCUACCGGCGCUUCAUUAAAGAUUUCUCGAAGAUUGCCCUGCCUCUGACCAAGCUGCUGGAGAAGGAUGCACCAUUCCAGUUCACUCCUGAGUGCAUAGCUGCAUUCGAGGCUCUGAAGGAGAAGCAUACCCAUGCACCUAUCAUGGUGACUCCUGACUGGUCUCUUCCUUUUGAGCUGAUGUGCGAUGCGAGUGAUUAUGCAGUCGGAGCAGUUCUGGGUCAGAGAGGCGGGAAGCACUUCCAGCCCAUCUACUAUGAGUCCAAGACCUUGAACGAUGCACAGGAGAACUACAUCACCACUGAGAAGGAGCUCCUCGCCGUGGUGUAUGCGUUUGUUAAGUGUGGGGGAGUUUGA
Molecule: messenger RNA, 942 nt
Organism: Linum trigynum
Lineage: Eukaryota; Viridiplantae; Streptophyta; Magnoliopsida; Malpighiales; Linaceae
Source: the annotation of a GenBank genome assembly